AUGACGACUGGACACUCUUCUUCGUCUCCCGCCGCUUGCCUUGCUGUCAAGAUCGUUCCCCGCAAGCGCAAGUUCGAGUCCCGCAACCGCCGCCCCCCCACUCUCGACUCCGCCGACGCCGUCCGCGCCCUCAUGCACCUCAGCCAGCGGGAGGCAGCGGAGCAGCUCGACAUCUCCCUCACGGCGCUCAAGAGCGCGUGCAAGAAGAUGGGGAUAACGGGCUGGCCGUACACGCGCAAGGAGAAGCUGGCAGCCGCCAAGGAGCAGCAGGCGGAGAAGGAGAGCGCGUCAUUGAUGGAGGAGGAGGAAGAGAGGGAGAGUCUGACGAGGAUAUUCCGGACAUGGCGGACGAUGGAGAUGCUGGAGGAGGUGAUAGGGCUGAUUGAGUAG
Molecule: messenger RNA, 390 nt
Organism: Guillardia theta CCMP2712
Lineage: Eukaryota; Cryptophyceae; Pyrenomonadales; Geminigeraceae
Exons: 1
Coding region: 1-390 (129 amino acids)
Source: RefSeq, a predicted model, not a curated record